GUGUGUGAGUGUGUGUGCCUGUCUGUCUAUCUGUGAGGACGAGGAGGAGCAGCUCUGAUGAAGAUCCGGAGGGUCUGACCUGGAAACGACAGCAGGGAGGCUCCGUGUGUCAGCUGCGUUCUCCUCUGCUGCUCAUCCGGUCCGACCGGGAUCGCUCCAGGAGAGUCCGGGAAAGUUUUUGGCAUAAAAAAAAGGAAGAAUGAGAGAAGUUCUCGGAUACUGCACCACGGCGUAAAAGUACUUGGUUGCAGUAAAAGUACAUGAGUGUGAUGUGCGGUUAAGAGAAGUCAGAAGUGUUCGUGCAGGUGUGAACUGUGGGAGUCUGCACAUGCUCAGUUAGACCCUGUCCCAGCCUCGAUCACCUGCUGCUGACUUUGUUUUGGAGGUGAUGGAUGCAGAGAGCGGGGAGCUGUUUCUUGGCACCGUGGCGGCCGGCAGCUGGCAGCUCGACGCUCCAUUCUCCUGCUCCGAGCUCAUCACGGGCGGCUCGGAAAAUCCCCUGCAGGACUGGGUGGUGGACCCCGACUGUACGCUUAAUGACAGCGAGUCAGAGGACGUCCUCCACGGCGUCGAUCCAAAUGAGGUGUUUCCCAGCGGGCCGCCGGGUGACCUGUCAUCAGAGAGUGACAGCGGCAUCUCCGAGGAGCCUGCCCUCGAGAGUCCUGUCACCGCAGUGACCUCAGCGGCUGCCCAGGUGGCCCCGGCAACAGUCUACCAGGUGGUUUAUGACAUCAGCGGGCUGGGUGGUGCCAAGACUGGACCUGGACAAGAGAACGUCAUCUCCAUCGAGCUCGAUCAGUGGAGCUCUCAGCUGCUGCUGUCAGACUCGUGCGUCGUAAACGAGCUGUCCAUGGUUUCAGCUGUUCAGCCUGACGUUCCUCCUUCCAGCCCCGACGAUGACCUGCUGUUCCCGGAGCUUCAGCUGACCGAGGAGGAGCAGAAGCUGCUGACUCAGGAGGGAGUCUCUCUGCCCAGCAACCUCCCACUCACCAAGGCCGAGGAACGAAUCCUGAAGAAAGUCCGGAGGAAGAUCCGCAACAAGCAGUCGGCUCAGGACAGCCGCCGGCGGAGGAAGGAGUACAUCGACGGGCUGGAGAGCAGGGCGGCGGCAUGCUCAGCGCAGAACAAAGAGCUGCAGAGGACAGUGGAGCAGCUGGAGAAACGUAACAUGUCUCUGCUGGCUCAGCUGCGACAGCUUCAGUCUCUGAUCAAACAGACGGUCAGCAAAGGAGCCCAGACCAGCACCUGCCUACUGAUCAUCCUGGUCUCUUUGGGUCUGAUCAUCCUGCCGAGUUUCAGCCCGUUCAGCCGCCACCGUGUAGACGACGACUACAGACCCACAGGAGUCAUUUCCAGAAACAUCCUGACAGAUCCGUCGUCCUCCCAACCAACAUCAGAGGACGUCGACAGUCCGACGUCCCUGCAGUCUGAGCCCUCCAAUCUCAGCCAAUCAGGAUCUCCAGAGGGCACAUCGACUCUCCAAGAACCAACAGAAAACCAUGAAAAUGCAGCUGCAGAUGAUACGAAAGGGAGCCAAUCAGGAAACAGCUCAGCAGCUGCUGCCAGGCAGACUGAACCCAGCGGCCUUGGCCUGAGGUCGACAGUCCAAGAAGGACGCCAUGAUCCAGCCAAACCGGGACAUGCUGAUGAGAUGUAGGAAGAUGACAGAAACUGGACUUCCUGUUUUAAAGGAUGUAAAAACACAAACCGAUGGCAACGCCCAAUCGAUUGAUCAGAGCUAAUCAAGACAAACUGAUUUGUGGUGGUGGUUUUCUAUGAUCAAAAGUGGGACUAAAAACAUGAGCAGUUUCAAACUGCUGAAAAACUCGAUCCCAUAAGCAUAGCUUAGCAUAAAAGCAUAGCUUAGCAUAAAAGCUGGAGGCAGGUGGUGAGAGAACAGAUCCUCCUUCUAAUGUUCCCGUCACGCACUCGCCAGCUGGUUUUUACUGACGGGAACAAACUGUCUGUCGCUAAUCUGAAGCUAACUAGUGUCUAAAUUUCUCAGAGUUUUGCUGACCCUGUUAAUGUUUCGUGCGCUUCCAGAGUUUGACCUGGAACAGCUGAUCACGAACUGCUCCGUGGACCAGCUGAAGGCUUCCUGAGUGAACAGUAAACACAGCAGCCCCUCCACACAUCCAGCUGCUGAGACUUUUUUUUUUUUUUUUUCUUGGAUGAAAAAGAAAUUGGUUUGAACCUCUGCUGUGAUUACAGCACCAGUCAACAGUUCAGACACACCUUCUCAUUCAGUGUUUUUUUUUUUUCCUACAUUGUAAAUUAAUAGUGAAGUCAUCCAGACUAUGAAGGAACACAUAAAGAAUCAUGUAGUAAACUUUAAAGUGUUAAACAAACCAGAACAUGUUUUAGAUUUUCAGCUUUGCUCACUCUCUGUGUUCUCUGUCAGCUUCAUGAGGUCAUCACCUGAAACGGUUCUCCAACAGUCCUGAAGGAGUUCUCAGAGGUGCUGAGCACUUGUUGGCUGCUUUGCCUUCACUCUGCCGUCCAACUCAUCCCAAACGUCUCAGUUGGGUUUAGAUCAGGUGAUUGUGGAGGUCAGGUCAUCUGACGCAGCCCUCCAUCAGCCUCUUUCUUGGUCAAAUAUCCCUUACAGAGCCUGGAGUGUGUUUGGGGUCAUUGUCCUGUUGAAGAACAAAUGAUGGUUCCACUAAGCUGUAACCAGACGGAUGGCACGUUGCUGCAGAAUGCUGUGGUAGCCGUGCUGGUUAAGUGAGCCUUGGAUUUUGAAUAAAUGACCAACAGUGUCACCAGCAGAGCACCCCCAUACAUCACACUUCCUCGUCCAUACUUCACAGUGGGAAACCUCAAGUUUGAACUCAUCAGACCAAAGGACAGAUUUAAACUGGUCUGAUGUUCGUUCCUUGUGUUCCUCGGUCCAAGCCGUUCUCUUCCUCUGGUUGUUCUUCCUCAGAAGUGGCUUCUUUGCAGCAGUUUGACCAUAAAGUCCAGAUUCACUUCUCUGAACAGUUGAGGCUGAGAUGUAUGUGCUAGUUGAACUCUGUGAAGCCUUUAGGUGGGCUCUUAUCUGGGGUGCUGUUAACUUUCUGAGGCCUCUAACUCUGAUGAACUGAUCCUGUAACAGAGGGAACUCUUGGUCUUCUUUCCUGAGGCGGUCCUGAUGACUUUAGCAUUAAUCUACAAUGCAGACAAAUUUUAAAUAAUGAAAAACCACUGAAUGAGAAGGUGUGUUCAAACUUUUGACUGGUACUGUAUUACGAACUUUCAUAUCCUACUACCAGAAAAGUAAUUAAUUGAAGAUAAAUUGAUUAGUUAACAUGUAUGGAAACGUGUUUCUCUGGAGUAUUUAACAAUCUGUGUGGUUUUGCCUGCUAACGAGGAGCUCUUUCAUCUUUGUUUUUUUUUUUUAUAAAUAUGUUGACAUUUCAAACUUUGGCCUCACUGAAUGAACACACUGGCACGGUUCCACUGCUGAGGUGCCAGUGCUGGGGGUCGGUUUCAAUGAACCAGCAAACCGCUUGAGAACGGGCCUGCAUUUCCACUUCGCUUUGUGUGCUGAGCCUUUAUGUAUGAGUGUGGGUCGAGCCUCGUCUGGAAACGGAAGUCGAAGGGCACUAAAACGUGGGAGAACCCUCCCCUUUUGCAAACUUUAUUUCUUGUGCUGCGAACAUAUUUUACGGUUUUACAGUCUGAACUUUAGAGCUUUAAAACUGUUAAACUGGUUUCCUGUCAGGCGUUACUGGAUCUUCUGGUUCCAGCACGCCGAGCAGAUGAACCUGCUUUUAUUUUCAGUAGAGUUCCACCUCCAGAUCUACCAGCUUUGUGUGUGAGAUUGCUUUUAUUUCUGUCUUUACUGCCUGAGUUAUUACUGAGUCUGAGCAUGUGCAGUAGCACAGUGCUGCGGACUGGUUUAACUGGAAACCUGAUCAUUAUUGUUAAUGAAUAAAACCUGAAGUGAUGGAUA
This is a messenger RNA of Archocentrus centrarchus (flier cichlid), 3937 nucleotides long. It is a transcript of the gene creb3l4, whose product is annotated as cAMP responsive element binding protein 3-like 4. Gene Ontology annotation, molecular function: DNA-binding transcription factor activity, RNA polymerase II-specific; RNA polymerase II cis-regulatory region sequence-specific DNA binding. The coding region runs from base 389 to 1657 and encodes 422 amino acids. Gene Ontology annotation, cellular component: nucleus. Lineage: Eukaryota; Metazoa; Chordata; Actinopteri; Cichliformes; Cichlidae. The record is from RefSeq and is a predicted model, not a curated record. The transcript has 10 exons. Gene Ontology annotation, biological process: regulation of transcription by RNA polymerase II.